Messenger RNA from Lodderomyces beijingensis, 2832 nucleotides. The record is from the annotation of a GenBank genome assembly. Lineage: Eukaryota; Fungi; Ascomycota; Pichiomycetes; Serinales; Debaryomycetaceae.
AUGGGCUCGUCGAACAACACCCCACUGAUACCUCGAAGGCCAACGAAGAAAUCAGCUAGAAACCUGCCUGUGAUCCCGCACAACCAUGGCAGCAAUUCUAAUUCGACGGUGGGCUCCAGCAAGAAGGAGAAGCUAGUUGACGGAUCAACCAAGAUAGAAGACUUGAGAUUGGAAGAACGCGUGCCGGGGGCUGCCAAUGUAACAAGCGAAAGGGAUAGCCGUGGUGAAAUCGAUUUCACGGAAGCACCGGUCGCUACAUCCACUGAAACCGAAACCGAAAACGAAGCAGACGAUAUCGAAUUGAAGUCAAUUGGAAGAGAGCUGUAUAGUGGUGGAGACGGAGACGGAGACGGGGAAAAAACUCCAGGAAACUCCACCACGAAGGCGACCUUCAAAUACGACGUCGAGGACAGUGUACCGCAAGAUGACAAUUCGUGUUUUGAUGACGACAUGGAGACGAUCCAGGAAAAACAAGAUCGAGAACAUAUCGUGAGCAGCAGUGACGCGAACCACGCGCCAAGCCAAGAGUCCCCUACUGAGGCGGCCUCAUCUCGAAAUGAACAAGCGGUCCCUCUGGAGAAAACGAGUGAAUAUGACCUAUUGGAAUUGUACAGUGCAGAAGACGAAUCUGCUGAGCUUGAUCCGCACGAGAAGGCAGCGUCAGACUCUGCUCUUGAUGAAACUAAAGUUGAAGAAAAAUUGCCUGAAAGGGAAGCGGAAAGUCCGCUUUCCGCUAAGAAACCAUUUAUUCCGUCACGUCCUUCCAAAAAAAUAGCUUCCAUUUCGACAGGCUCAGAAACUCCGGAGGUGGCAAAGUCUACUUCUGACAGUCCUGCUACCGGUGAUGCUUCUGAUGGAAAAGUUGCAUGUAAAAGCGGUGCUAUUGACAACGCAACGCAAAAUGCGCAAGAUAAAGACCAAAAUUUGAGUACUCUGGACACAGGAACGACGAGUAAACCGGUGACUGGUUCGCAAAAGACAAGUGUGGUUACUCAAGCUGAACCUACCGUACCUAAGAGACCCAUGAUGAAAAAUUUGGGAUCAAGCGAGCAAAAAAAGCGUCCAAUUGGUGGUUCCGACGUUGAAGGCAGCUCUUUGAGCUCGAAAAAGAACGCUAACCCUGAGCAAGUUCCCAGCCUGGAUGCUGGUGAUGCUGCCAGCGAAACCGCCGACGUUGCUGAAUCUUUGCCUGACAAACCAAUUAUCCCUGGCAGACCGCUUAGAAAUGCAUCGAAACCUGAGGACGAGAAAGAGGAGAAGGAGAAGGAAGAAAAGAAGAAAAACAAUGCUUGCGUUGAAGGUGACCGUAACGAAAUUCCGCAUGAACAGAACCCUCCAAUUCCAGACAAAAGUGGAGAAGUCUCAGGGCAGGAAAUUCUGGACGCAGCAAAAGGCAGCCGUUUUUCCGAUUCCAACCAUGCAACAGGUGAGUCCACUCCCAAAGGACCUACUAUCCCAAAUAGACCGCUGAGACAAAAGCUACCCCCCAGAGAUAGAAAGGAAUUUGACUACAAUAAUAAGGCACCUGAGGACCAAGACUCUCUAUCAGAGGAAAAGAAGGCUGUUGAGUCACCCAAACUUGAAUCUUCUAGCAAUAAAUCUGAAACCGACCUUGACCAUGGUUCUACUGAAGAAAUCGUUUCAUCCACCCCGAUAAAGCCUGUCGUCCCGGGAAGACCGAUUAAAAGAACUACUGGGCUCAAGGACGCGACUACGGCAACUGAUGAUGAGAAACAUCAAGUCCAAGCAACUCUGACAGCUGACCCUCAAGACAAACUGGGCGAUUCAACCAGUGCAGCACCAAAAGAAGUUCUGGAUAUUGCGUCGAACAAACCUUCUACACCAGAGAGACCGGGAUCAUUCGAAGCUAAAGCGAAAAGUAAACCUCCUCCCCCCAAACCCAAGAAAAUGUCGAGCAAAAUUGCCGCAUUUCAACAGCAACUUUUCAACACAACAGGCGGAGGUGGCGGAGCGAGCAAUUUGCAAGACGGUGACAAUUCGGGUCCGCCUUCCCAUUCGCUAAAGUUUCCCUUUGCAAUCGGAGGAAGGCCUCUUCCUGGUAUGGUUAUAAGACCCCAGCCUCAACUUCAGCCUCUGACUCUGACUCUGACUCUGACUCUUACUGAGGAGGACAGAGAAAACGAUGUAGUUCCUGACACGGGUUUGCCCAAAGUAGCAAAAAGAACGAGGGGCCCUAAAGGAAAGAAACUACCCAAGGCCGUGAAGAAUUCAAACGUCGAGCUUGAGGCUUCUCGCGUCGCAGAGCGAGGAAAAUUGUGGUCGUUGUCAUUCUCGAACCCUUCAGCACCAGAUACAAACGAUGAGAAGAUGGAGAAGGUGGCGGAGAAGAGUCAAGAUGAGCCGCUCGUCGCCACCACCGGAGCAGAUCUUCCCCACGACAAAAGUGAACAAGACCAGUCUUCUCUUCUAAAAGAGUAUGAAGCGCUGGAGCCGGCUCUUGAGGAAGAGACAACUGCAGCAAACUCAGCAACAGUUGGUGCAGCUUCCACUAUUGAGGAAGAAACCGGAGACAUACCAGUGGGUAAAGUGGAACGGGAGGAGAAGGAGAAAGAGAAAGAAGAUCAAGGAACAAGCAAAAACGUGCUCGAAGAGUUGGCUGAUAGUUUUCAGCAUCCAGCCGAGAAAGUGCCGGCCAAAGACGACGACGAUGAUUUGAAAGUGGAUAGAAGUGACUUCAACGAGCCAGAAUCGGUGGAGUCUGGCGAAAGCAUUUUUGCAAAAAGCGAUGGGGCCGGCGCAAACGCAUACCUUGUUGAUUCCAACCCGUCCGAGGGAGAUGUGCAACAAGAGAGUGAGAGUGAACCGCAUUGA